AUGGCGACUUCUGCAUAUCACCUUAGAACCGAUUACUUGUGCGAAGCCUUUGGAAUCGAUAAUCCACGGCCGGAAUUCUCUUGGAGACUGGAAGCCAGCGACCCUUCGGAAAAGCAUGCUGUAGUGUUUCAAAAUGCCUAUCGUGUGCAGGUUGCAACCCUCGACACUUUCAAACCCACGAGUAUUGUCUGGGACAGCGAUAUCGUGCGCUCACAGGACCAAUCUGGUAUCGUUUAUGCUGGAGGCUUGCUGCAGUCCAUUACAAAAUACUACUGGCGGGUACAGUUAUCUGAUAUGCAUGAUAUGUGUAUUGGAUGGAGCAAGACUGCUACUUUUGAGACGGGAAUAAUGGACGCAAGGUUGUGGAAGGCCAAUUGGAUUACUGGACCCAUCGAGGACACGGAGCAUGCGAUGUACUUCCGAGGUUGCUUGACAAUUCCCACCGGUGUGCUCAAAGGCAGAGCAUUUGUUUCUGCUCUAGGUUGGUAUAGAUUAUUCGUCAAUGGAACCGACCUGACUGGAAACUGCUGUGUGCCGCGCUGGACGCCUCUCAAUUCUGCUGUCGAGUAUCAAGAUUACGAUAUCACGCAACACCUCAAACCUGGGUUGAAUCACUUUAGCGUUGUGGUUGGUGAUGGGCGAUGGAGAGGCAGUCUGGGACUUAGGGAUACGAGAGCCAAACAUCACGAUCCUGUCGCUGCAUUUGUGCAGGUCAACAUCAAUUUCAAAGAUGGCAAUCGAAUAGCCUACGGCAGUAGCGAAGAGUGGCUUGCCGGUACGGGAGCCAUCAUUCGCUCCGACCCAAAGCUAGGCGAAGAGCACGAUCUCCGAGUCAGCAGUGACGAGUGGCUGGGUAGAGUCGCGCCUACCCCACCUGCCGUGAAGGGUUCUCGGUGGACACGAGCUCGUCUGCUUCAAACACCACAAUCACGUAAACUGGUCGCCGAGGAAACACCACGCACAAAGGAAAUUGCAAGACUACGACCAAAAGGCAUCUUACGAUCGCCUUCCGGCAAGCAAAUCUUCGACUUUGGAGAAAAUAUUGCUGGCUUUGUGGUUGCAAAACUCAAAGGCAAGAGAGGUACGAAAGUCACAAUCACAUACUCUGAGUCUGUUGGUCCGAAUGGAGAACUUGAUCUGGAUUAUGCGUUACCUAUUGAUGGACGAGCCCAACGCGAUUCUUGUAUUCUCAGUGGAAAGGAUACUUGGUUCCAGCCCUGGUUUACCCGCCACGGAUUCCGCUUUGCAGAAAUUGACGGCUGCGAAGAUGUAGGUUUCAACGACGUCAAAGCCUUGGUCGUGUCUGCAGAUUUGACAGAAACCGGCAUGUUCACAUGUUCCGAUUGGCGUUUGGAGAGGUGGAGGUCAAAUGCUUUGCGCUCUAUGCGAGCCAACUUUGCAGACAUCAUCACCGAUUGUCCGACUAGAGAACGUCUUUGUUGGAUGGGUGAUCUGCAGGCCAUCUCUCCCACAUCGACCAUGUUUUUGGACACACAGACUUAUCUAAGGAGAAUGUUGAGAAACAUCGCUCUCGAGCAGUUACCGGAUGGUACGGUCCCGCCUUUCUUGCCCGGCGAGUGUGCUCAAGUCUACAAGGGCCUCUGGUGGCCCAUGUCGUUGAUCACGACGUCUGUUGGCUGGGGUGAUGCAUGUGUGCUGGUACCCUGGACACUAUAUCAGUACUACGGCGACAAGGCAGUCUUGAAACGCCAAUAUGGAAGCAUGAAGAANAAGAUGGAACAGAUGGUGAGAGAUGCCCGCAACGGCAGAGGAGGCUAUGGCAAAUACUACAAAGGCGAGCGCAACGAACACGAGCCCUACAUCCUCGACAGCGACAAGAUGUGGGGAGAAUGGCUGGAGCCAGGUAGUGGUAUGUGGGGACUGUUCAAGUCUCUCAUGAUACCCAGUCCCAACACUGCAACGGCAUAUUUCGCACACAACGCUGCCAUCUUGUCAAAGGCUGCUGAUGCUUUGGGAUACACUCAAGAUGCAGAGCACUAUAUGAAGCUCUCGGAACGUGUUCGCGAAGCCUGGCGUGCUGCAUUCGUAUACUCUGACUACCGUAUUGGCGACGACAAACAAGACGAUUACGUGCGAGCGCUGGCAUUCAAUCUGAUACCCGAAUCAUCCCGCCCUUGCACUGUUUCCCGCCUCGUCGAGAUUAUAGAAGACAGCGGCUAUCAUUUCGGCACCACCCUUCUCAACACGGCCAUGUUACUCACAGUCUUAAGUGACAACGGCAGGGCAGACGUUGCCUACAAGCUGCUCCUCAACAACCAACCUCAAACCUUCCUGAACCAGAUCGAAGCCGGUGCCACCACAAUUUGGGAGACCUGGACCGGAUUUGAUGAGACUGGAAAGGCCAAAGGAUCGCACAAUCACGUUGCUACCGGUGCAUGCACGCGCUGGCUGCAAGAAGGCAUUGUAGGCAUCACACCACUCGAGCCUGGGUAUCGUAAAAUCAAGGUCCGUCCACUGGUAGGUGGAGGGUUGGAGCAUGCGGCAGGAGGUAUCGAAACGCCGUUUGGAUUGUGCAAAGCUUCUUGGAGAGUGCUUGUAGCAACAGGGAUGAUACAACUCGGCGUCAUCAUUCCAGCAGGCGCAUCAGGAGAGAUCCAUCUAGGCAAUGGCGAAGUCCAUGAUGUACCCACCGGCACCCACUUCUUCGAGUGGCAGGGCUCGAAUGCACUUCCNCCUCCCGGAUCCUCUGCUUCUUCGAUUUUGUCUGUGGAGACUGUGGUCUUGGACAGAGCUAGUGUGGCCAGCCCUCCUCAAAGCCCUGGCGGAACAUUAAUGCCUUCGCCGCUCAAUCCCGGAACGCCAAAGAUGGUGACUAGUGGAGGAAGGCUGCUACCACCUUCGCUCGUACCACAAGGGACUUCGAAAUUGCGCAUCGACAGCGUGAACUCGAUUGCAGAUGUCAGUAAGCCCACGAGGAAAGGGUUUGUGCUGCCUCAGAACGGGGGUGUUAUUUCCUGGCCACCGAGAGCUUCGACCUAA
Aureobasidium musti is the source of this 3000-nucleotide messenger RNA. Lineage: Eukaryota; Fungi; Ascomycota; Dothideomycetes; Dothideales; Saccotheciaceae. The record is from the annotation of a GenBank genome assembly.